AAACAAGUCAAAGGAGAAGGGAUGAAAAAUUGACCUGUUCUUCAGUCCAAACUGGUAGUUCAGGCGCAGACGCCUCCAAUAUUUGCCAUCUUGAUCAAUAAUUCGUAUUCUCCUUUGAUUGCUUAUUGUCAUUAAAUUAGUAUUUAAUUAUAUUGUGGAGUGCCUUAUUGGUCAAAAAUGAACAAACAAACAAAAGAAGACUCUUCUGCUUCUUCAAUUCAUAAUUAAUAAUUAAUUUUUAUUAGCAUAAAAGCCCCCAAUGUUUCUGCGCGGGGUGCCCUUCCAUUGGACUUUCUGGCUUCGUUCAUUUCUUCGGCAGUCGUAUGGUUUUUGUGUUGUUGACCAGAAAUUAGUGAUCGGCGAAUUAGAAAGAAGGAAGCAUGGGAGGGCUCUGUUCGAAGGCUUCUGCUUCUCAUACUGAUAAUAAAAGACCAGAAAAUAGGAAUUUCAGUGGUCAUGUUGAUUCCAGCAAAAACAACAGCAACAAUAAUAAGAAAAACAGAGACUUGCAAGAUCACCAACCAGCAGCAGGAGAAGCAGCAGAGGUGAGGGAAAGCAUAGAGAACAGGUCUCAAGAUCCAAAGGGAUCGUUUUCCUUGGAUGAUUUUUAUGAUGGGAUUCCUCGCUACCCAUCUCUUAAAUCAAGAUCUUUGCGCUCUGGACAGUCUGCUGUUGCUAAGGUUUCGGAGGUAAGUUCACGUCUGGGUAGAGCUAGCAUUGAGGUCUUGGACACACUUGGGAGUAGCAUGACAAAUUUAAACACCAAUAACGGAUUUGCAUCUAGUGGGGCAACUAAAGGCAAUGAGCUUACAAUAUUAGCUUUUGAGGUAGCAAAUACAAUCGUUAAGGGUUCCAGCCUUAUGUAUUCCCUUUCAAAAUGGAGUAUUCGACAUUUGAAAGAAGUUGUGCUUCCCUCAGAAGGAGUGCAAAAUCUAAUAUCAAAAGAUAUGGAUGAGCUCUUGAAGAUUGUUGAAGCUGACAAGAGGGAAGAGUUGAAAAUUUUUUCAGGAGAAGUUGUUCGUUUUGGGAAUAUAUGUAAAGAUCUGCAAUGGCACAACUUGGACCGUUAUUUUGAGAAAAUGAGCAAAAAUGUUACUCAAAGGCAACUGAAGCAGGAAGAAGCAAUAUCUGUGAUGGAGCUUCUAAUGACUUUAGUUCAGUAUACAGCUGAACUGUACCAUGGAUUGCAAGUGUUGGACAGAAUUCAACAAGAGUAUCAGCGUAGACUUCAAGAGGAGAAUAAUGCAGUUGCUGGUCCAAAAGAUGACAGCCUUGCAACAUUGCGAACAGAGCUCAAAAGCCAAAAAAAGCAAGUCCGUAACUUAAAGAAAAAGUCACUCUGGUCCAGAAGUGUGGAAGAGGUUGUGGAGAAGCUUGUAGAUAUUGUCAAUUUCUUACUCCUUGAGAUACACAACAACUUUGGCAGUGCAGAUAGUAAUGAAUCAGUUAAAUCUGUGAACAAACAUAGAAGAUUGGGACCUGCGGGCCUCUCAUUGCAUUAUGCAAAUGUUGUUGUGCAAAUUGAUACUCUUGUGGCACGAUCGAGUUCUAUGCCUCCAAGUGCAAGGGAUUCAUUAUACCAGAAUUUGCCACCCAGUGUAAAAUCAGCUCUACGUUCCAAAUUACACUCUUUUCAUGUUAAAGAGGAGCUCACGAUUACAGAGAUUAAAGAUGAGAUGGAAAAGACUUUACAGUGGCUUGUUCCGAUGUCCGCCAAAACUGCUAAAGCUCAUCAUGGUUUUGGUUGGGUUGGAGAAUGGGCAAAUACUAGAUCUGAGGCAAAUAGGAAGCCUGCUGCCACAACAGCUGAUAUAAUUCGGGUUGAGACACUCCACCAUGCAGACAAGGACACGACUGAAGCCUAUAUUCUUGAAUUAAUAUUGUGGCUUCACCAUCUGGCCAAAAAAUCCAAGAAUGGAGUUAAUGGUGGUGAUAAGUCGCCCAUCAACUCUCAAAUAAGUGCACCGCUUGAAAAGGUGAAUCAGCCACUGAGACUUGAGUUGCCGAAAGCACCAGCAUUAGCUACUGAAGACCAGGUAUUGUCGCAGGAUGUAAGCAAGAAUUAAAUGCCUGGAAUCAGCAAGAAUCAGGACUUUCAUCUUGUAAAACCUGGUUGAGAAUGCAUGAUAGACUGAGUAAGAGCAGCAGCUACUUCCCAUAAAGGAAUGCAAGCACUUGGCCAUUGUUAAAAUGCUGCCUUCUGUGGUUCCCAUUAUCAGCUUCUGGUAUUUGACGAGGAAGCAUUGGAUGCAAUUGCAAAGCAUUAGAUGGUCUUUGUUUGGGAUGAUAAGGAAUUAUAGCGCAUGCUCCAUGUACGUAUGGAACAAAUCUUGCUGCAAUAUCAGAUAUUGUACGAUGUAGCAGUUUUAUGUAAGUAGAUCUACAGUGACUUUCGAUCAAAAAAAGAAAAAGAUAUACAGUGACAAAAAAGAAAAAUAGAAAACAAAAGAACAAGAAUUUGAGUGCCAGUGGGUCACAGUUCUGUUUGAUUCCUGAAAACAAUGGUCUGCUGGGAAAUUCUUUUCCUCUAGCAAUUUUUAUCUAGAUAUGGCUAAGAUGUGCAAUAUCAA
Molecule: messenger RNA, 2570 nt
Organism: Ricinus communis (castor bean)
Lineage: Eukaryota; Viridiplantae; Streptophyta; Magnoliopsida; Malpighiales; Euphorbiaceae
Product: protein PSK SIMULATOR 1
Exons: 12
Coding region: 381-2066 (561 amino acids)
Biological process (GO): positive regulation of growth
Source: RefSeq, a predicted model, not a curated record